GACUGAUCUGUCGAUAUCACGUGAGAAAUCAACUCGGCUCAUUUCCUCUAUCGUCAAAGAUAUAUUAGUAUCGAACUAAGUGGAAGAUGUUAAGAUUGGCAGUAUUCUCUCUCAUUUUGGCAGCCGCCUAUUGUAAAACACCAUGGGUCCCAUGUCCAGACGCAUCGAAGGCAGGGACUCCUAAGAAUGUUGUAGUUCCAGACUGCAACUCUGUUCCUUGCAAGCUGAAAAAGGGAACAGAUGUCAGUUUUGCCGUUGAAUUUGAGUCUAAGGAAACAGCAGCAAACUUAACUGCUGUCGUCCAUGGUAUUUUAGGGAGCCUACCGGUACCUUUCCCCUUGAGCAAUCCAAAUGCUUGUAAAGACUCUGGUAUACAAUGCCCUAUUAAGAUGAAUCAGAAAUACAAAUAUAAUCAGAAAAUAAGUAUCUCCAAGUCUUAUCCUACAAUAAGCGUCAAAGUAAAAUGGGAAUUAAAAGACAGCGCUCAUAAAGACCUUUUCUGCAUUCUAGUUCCCGUUGCAAUAGUUGAUUAA
This is a messenger RNA of Dimorphilus gyrociliatus, 533 nucleotides long. NCBI's taxonomy places the organism in Eukaryota, Metazoa, Annelida, Polychaeta, Dinophilidae. The record is from the annotation of a GenBank genome assembly.